ACUUAUUACGGAAAUAGCCGAAUGACUGGUGACGUGUAGCAGCCAUCUUUGCCAACACGAAUCAACUUGUGUAUGUUGUAUAACGACCCAACACCUCUUGGUUUCGUUCCUCAUUACAACCAUAGUCUUACAUUUAUCUUUUGGUCAACAUGACCUUCAUAAACGUUUAUAGCUGUCUCAUUUUUGUGACUGGCUUGAUCGUUGGAGAUUGUUUUUAUUUGCCCGGAAUCGCUCCAGUGGUUUACUGCAAAGAUCCAGCUUCAAAUCAAGGAUGCCAGAAAAAAUUAGAUAUUUUCGUAAAUCGUCUCAAUUCGAUGGAAACAGUCGUUCCAUAUGAGUACCACAGUUUUGAUUUUUGUACUGUGGCCCAAGAAUACCAGGGUUCACCAGUGGAAAAUCUGGGUCAGGUCGUAUUUGGAGAGAGAAUUCGACCAUCGCCAUACAAAGUGGAAUUUCUUGAAACAAAGACUUGUGUUGAAGUAUGUGAAAGGAAGUACCAGAAGCUUGACCAGGCUAGUGCAAAGAAGCUGAAUUUCCUGCGAAGAGGAAUAGCACUAAAUUACAUGCAUCACUGGAUUGUUGACAACAUGCCUAUUACGUGGUGCUACCAAGUUGAAAAUAAACAGCAGUACUGCACUACAGGGUUUCCCAUUGGAUGCUACGUCACUAAGCAGGGCAGAAGGAAGAAUGCUUGUGCAAUGAAUACCGCAUUCAGUGAACCAAAUACUCACUAUAUUUUUAAUCACGUGAACAUCACAAUCGAGUACCACAGUAACGAUGGAAGUGACUGGGGCCAGUCCCUGACGGGUGAGGUCGGACGUAUCGUUCAGGCCAAGGUGGAGGUGUUUAGCAAUAAACAUGAUACUACCAAGUUUGGAACCAGUCAUGGCUGUGGUGCCAGUGUCCCGGUUUAUGGCAUCAAAGGUGGCGAGAUCGACAAGGACUUCAGCAUUCACUACACUUACUCUGUGUAUUGGCAGGAGAACAAACACAUAAAAUGGUCAUCGAGAUGGGAUUAUAUUCUGCAGUCCAUGCCCCACACCAACAUUCAGUGGUUCAGCAUCCUCAAUUCCCUGGUUAUUGUUCUCUUCCUGUCUGGAAUGGUGGCCAUGAUAAUGCUGAGAACUCUUCAUAAAGACAUCGCUCGUUAUAACCAGAUGGAGAGUGCGGAGGAUGCUCAAGAAGAGUUUGGUUGGAAGUUGGUGCAUGGCGAUGUGUUCCGUCCACCGAGGAAAGGAAUGUUCCUGUCUGUCCUCACGGGAAAUGGUGCCCAGAUUUUGUGUAUGACCAUUAUCACAAUUGUGUUCUUUUGUCUUGGUUUCUUAUCCCCAGCCAACCGAGGGGCAUUGAUGACCUGUGUUUUGGUUUUGUGUGUGUGUUUAGGAACCCUUGCUGGUUAUGUGUCGGCAAGAAUUUAUAAAAUGUUUGGAGGAGAAAAAUGGAAAUUGAAUGUUCUUCUGACAGCUCUCCUGUGCCCAGGUGUGAUCUUUUCGAUAUUCUUUCUUCUGAAUCUCAUGCUGUGGAUUGAAGGAAGCAGCGCAGCCAUCCCGUUCCCCACCAUAAUUACCUUGUUAGCCUUGUGGUUAGGUAUUUCUGUACCACUGACGUUCGUUGGCGCAUAUUUUGGAUUUAAGAAAAGACCUAUCAAGUAUCCUGUGCGUACUAAUCAGAUUCCACGUCACAUCCCCAAACAGACAUUCUGGAGAAAACCGCUGCCUGGAAUCGUCAUGGGCGGCAUCCUGCCAUUCGGCUGUAUAUUUCUCCAGCUCUUCUUCAUCCUCAACAGUAUCUGGUCUCACCAGGUGUACUACAUGUUUGGAUUCCUGAUUCUCGUGUUCAUCAUCUUGGUGGUUACUUGUUCUGAGGCCACCAUUGUUCUCUGCUAUUUUCACCUGUGUGCGGAGGACUACCAAUGGUGGUGGCGCUCGUUUCUGACGAGUGGUUUCACUGCCGUCUACGUCUUCUACUACUGCAUACACUACUUUGUGACAAGGCUAGAAAUGACGGGAGCGAUCAACAUCAUUCUCUACUUCGGUUACACGUUCAUCAUCGUCUUUAUGUUGUUCUUGUUAACAGGAACAAUCGGUUUCUUCUCGUGUUUCUGGUUUGUGUCGAAGAUCUAUAGCGUCGUGAAGGUGGAUUAAUCAACUCUCCUGUUAUAGGACAACUCUGUGUAUUCUCCAUAUCCUACUUGUAGAACUGUGGUCAGAAUGUCCGCUUUAUGUGCGGGUGUCUGGGCGACGUUGGGAAUCAUCAUACCGUAUUUAAUGCAUACAUGUGUGGGAGAAAAUGUUCAUCUGGAAUAUUAGGCCCGAGGAUUUUAAAAAACCCUUUAUUUAUUUAAUAUUUCUGUUCUUUAUAGUGUACUACUACUGGCCCCUUGCUUGUAAAUCUUUUUUAAAGUCUUUAGACUUGAUUCUUUAAUAACAUCUUGAGACUUUUAACUCUCUGUCUGUAAAACUGAAAGUCAAAGCAUGAUGUUCAGACAUGGAAUUCAGACUAAAGUCAUGACAACACUGUGUAAUUUGAAUAGUCCAGACUAAAGUCGUGACAACACUGUGUAAUUUGAACAAUCCAGACUAAAAGUCGUGAUAACACCAUGUAAUUUGAACAAUCUAGACUAAAGUCAUGACAACACUGUGUAAUUUGAACAAUCCAGACUAAAAGUCGUGAUAACACCAUGUAAUUUGAACAGUCCAGACCAAAGUCGUGACAACACCAUGUAAUUUGAACAAUCUAGACUAAAGUCAUCAUAACACCAUGUAACUUGAACAGUCCAGACUAAAGUCGUGAUAACACCAUGUAAUUUGAACAAUCCAGACUAAAGUCAUGAUAACACCAUGUAAUUUGAACAAUCCAGACUAAAGUCGUCAUAACACCAUGUAAUUUGAACAAUCCAGACUAAAGUCGUCAUAACACCAUAUAUUUUGAACAAUCCAGACUAAAGUCAUGAUAACACCAUGUAAUUUGAACAAUCCAGACUAAAGUCGUCAUAACACCAUGUAAUUUGAACAAUCCAGACUAAAGUCAUGAUAACACCAUGUAAUUUGAACAAUCCAGACUAAAGUCGUGAUAAUACCAUGUAAUUUGAACAAUCCAGACUAAAGUCAUCAUAACACCCAUGUAAUUUGAACAGUCCAGACUAAAGUCAUGACAGCACUGUGUAAUUUGAACAAUCCAGACUAAAGUCGUGAUAACACCAUGUAAUUUGAACAAUCCAGACUAAAGUCGUGAUAACACUGUGUAAUCUACCAUGAUGUCACCGAUUUAAUUUCAACUUUUGAAAAUAGACAAAGACUUUGUAGGCAGGAGCCAGGUUAUCUAUUAGUAUACUUGUCAUGCUCAGUGGGUUUUUUAUUUUCAAUGUAAUUGUUGUAGGUUUUAAAGGGAUUGAUAACUGGGAAAAUUAUUUCUAUUGGGACUUAUUUUCUUUAUUAUUUUUGUUAGAUAUUUUAAUGUCAUAGCCAGUCUACUCCUUGUUGCUUUUUAUAGGACUUUCAUGGGGUAAUGAACCAUAUCUGUACUAGGGAGUGACAUCGGCAUCGGCCAUGGCUUGCACUGUCAGUAACCAAAUUGGCCAUUGAAAAAGUUUACUUAAUUUGCAUAUGCUAAAAUGUGGCCAAGCCUAUUUCCCGUAGCAUAUGUGAAGGAAUUGUUUGUGUAACUAUUACAGGUGAUCUUAUCAAUAUUAAUAUGAAGACCGCUCCAGCCUCGGUGGUGGAGUGGUUAAGCAAUUGGCUUCAAGACUGGUAGGUACUGGGUUCACACCCCAGUACUGGUUACCACCCAGAGUGAGUUUUAACGGCUCAGUUUGGGAGGUGUAAGGCGGCUACACUUGACUUCUCUCCCACUAACUGCUAACAAAUAAUGAUAAGCUACUGUCCAGGUGUAUGUGUGCUUGAACUUUGAUGAUAUAAGCAUGAAAAAAAGAGAGUAUUUUCAUAUAUAUUUGAUCCGAUAUAUGCUGAAGAAAUAAACUGUGAUUAUCAUGAUGUAUAGUAUAGCUGGCAUUUGUACUGAAAUUUUAGCUUUUGGAGGUGGGGUGGGGUUGGACUGGACUGGCGAGCGAAGUUUAUAGGGGUGUCGAGUCGUGCGCCUCUGGAAUAUAUACUUAAAAACCCCCCUGAAAAACGAGCAUGUGUAGAGAUUUCAGCUUUAUAAAGAUGAUUCCAGUUUUUAUUUUUUAAUUGGUAUCACAUCAUUGGUUUAAAACAAACAUGAAUAAAUAUCAAAACCAAAAAUCCCUCUCUUUUUUUUUGUCCUUCAAGUUUUUACUGUUUUUUUACUUUAAAAAUUCCUAAUGAACAUAUUCAUGUAAGUUUGAUCAUCUCUGAUGGUGAAGUCAUGCUAGUGACAAUGCAUGGAUUCACUGAAUUACAAUUGAUUGACUAUGACAAUCCUCUAGUUUGUCUCUUUGAAAAAUAACCGUUUCAUAAAAAGGUAAAUGAUUUGUGAGCUUACAUGCUUGAACCCUAAUUCACCAACUUUAAACCCAAAAGUUUUCAGAAACCUAGUUGGCAAUCCAUAUUUCUGUUCUACAUUUUCAAUCAAUUUUACACACUGCAUGUGAUAUGCAGAAAAUAUUAAUUACUUAACAGUUUUGAUAUCUUAAGCUAAGUGAAUGACAACCAUGCCAAUUUCUUCAAACGAUGAAACAUCUUUGUGUGCCGUUGGAUUUGUUGAAGUGGGUUAAUACGAACAGUACACCUGCACAUGGUUCUUGUUUUAUUGAGAAAUAAUGUGAAGUGUGAGUAUAUUAAUACAGUAAGUGUGUUCUUUAAAUAACAGACUGUUAUUUGUAGUCCAUCUUUCUCUGGUAAAAAUAAUUUGAUGGGGUUUUUUCAGGUUUAUUUUUUUUUAUUUUUUUUUAACUGGUGUAUUGCCCAAAAAACAAAACAAAGUUCUUGUCAGUGUUUUGUUUGUUCAUUGUCCUGUAUCAUGUUUUGGAGGAUCAUUUCUAUGUAUUAUGUGUAGACAGAAAGAAGAAUUGUUAAAGUUAUUCCAUAAACGAUGUGUUGAAAAAAA
Molecule: messenger RNA, 5025 nt
Organism: Gigantopelta aegis
Lineage: Eukaryota; Metazoa; Mollusca; Gastropoda; Neomphalida; Peltospiridae
Product: transmembrane 9 superfamily member 2-like
Exons: 19
Coding region: 150-2144 (664 amino acids)
Biological process (GO): protein localization to membrane
Cellular component (GO): membrane
Source: RefSeq, a predicted model, not a curated record